AGUUUAGCAGUCACCAUCAUUGAGAAUCAACGCAAAACUGCGUACUCCCGUGUUCGUUUCAGUCGUGAAUUUUACUCGCCCCGUAAAAGCAACUGAAAAUAGUGAAAAUUCCCAUUGCAAAAGUGAAGCAACCACAUUUAAUCCGCAGCAUCUGUUCUGCUGAAGGUGGCACCUGGUCACUGGCAAGGGCCGUGUCCGAAAAACGAAAAACAAACAGGCUCUAAUCUUCCUGUAAUCUGGGUUUGUGUGGCCAAAAAAGGUGUGCAGGAAAAGUCAUCGCCGUCCGUUUAUGUUUCCAACGUAGGAUCAAAUCGACUUGAAAAACAGCGGAAAAAAACUGCCCAUUAUCGAACAUCGGAUAUUACUCAUCGAAUAGUACCCACUGCGGGGAAUAUUUGCUCACUCGGCUUAUCCGCUUGAUCGCAAGUUUAUCAAGUAGAAAUAAGGCAGAGUGUAUUUUUGCGAGAAGUUCUUGAAGAUCGAUCGUAUAAAAAAAAAAUGAAAAGCUUGUGUGUGUAGUGCGAGCUCUUGGGAAAUCUCGGUGGUUUCACUGCUGUUGUUUUAUUUUUUAUUUGCAAUCGCAGCAGAAGAAAAUGUGCAUGGUGUUUCCGAAGGCUUUUGGAAGAGUUUCCUAAAUAGUGAACGUGCAGCAAUAGAGAAAUAAUUUUUUGCUGAAAAGUGCUUUUAUUAUGAUUAUUCUUUGACGAAGCUUGAAAUUUGCUACAACUGUAAUUGUGUUUAGUUUGUUUUGUGCAUUGUGACUUAAGUCAAGUUAGUAACAUCGUUUUGAUAAGGAGAAAAAGUGGAAAAUAUAACCACUUGCAGGAGGGAUACACAAGAUAAAAACAAAACAGUGAAGCAGUCUGCCUGCGCAAAAAUCACUGCAGCGGAUAUUCUCUCCAGCCACGAUGGAUUCCCUGCGAAAAUGGUUGAAUAAGCCAAAGGCUGAUGAUAAAUCGUUGCUAGCGAGAUUCUACCAUGCAGACAGGGCUCUGACGGCGGUGGCCAGCGAACUGGAUAGCUUCGAUGGCCGUGCAGAACCAGUGCGAUGCACUCGACUGGUUGGACGGUUACGACAAGGACAGGACCGCGUGCUGGCCAUCACCAAUCAAAUCAUGGAUGAGUUACUGGGCGACGAUCGGGCGCCGCGUGCUUUCCGUGCCAAGUUCCCGGAGGAGGUUCUACAGGAAAGUCUCGCCGGUCAGUUGUGGUUCGGUGCCGAAUGUCUCGCGGCUGGAUCUUCUAUCAUGAACCGUGAAGUGGAAAGUGCCACGAUGCGCCCGCUGGCGAAAGCUGUUACGAAAAGUUUGGACAACGUUCGGAACCUGCUGCGGGAGCAGUGCCUUCGGAAUAACACACCAAACAGUUUAACACUGCGGCUGGAUGUAAAUGACGCCGCGACGGAACAGUUGUACGAAAGUUUGAAGAUUUUCGAUCGUUUGUUCGCGGAAUUUGAGUUACUGUAUGUGAGCGCUAUGGUGCAGGUAAAAUCAAAGCAGGAAUACGAAAUGCAGGAGUUGAUUUGUGUGCUGUUUUCGGAGACACUUCAACGAGCGCUCAAGAUUGGUCUACUAGAGCAGGAACAGGUAGAUUCGUACGACCCGGCGUUGAUGUUUUCUAUUCCACGGUUAGCCAUCGUCGCCGGGUUAGUUAUAUUCAAGGACGGACCGCUAAAUAUGGAUCAACCAGCGGAUAACAUAUCUGAAAUGUUCAGACCAUUCCGGAAACUGCUGAUUAAAAUGCGAGAUCUCCUCAGAACGCUGACCAAGCACGAGCUAUAUCAGUUGGAGAAGCUGCUGUGCACUAAUGAAGAGAUCAGCCUGAAGGAAGAAUUAAUCUGUGAUGCAAACGAGAAUGAUAACAGUGGUGUUUCGCCGCGGGAGGACGAAGUUGUUAUCGUGACAACUAAUGUUAAUAGUAGUAAUAAUUGUAAUAGCAGUGAUAGUCGAAUGUUGGAAGCUCCGAGCGAUGACCGGCAACACGAGUCUGAUGAGGGUGACAUUCUAAACAGUAGCUUUUAUAAUAACCGUACUGUAGAUAACAAUCGAAUGCACGAUGGUGAGGAUGAAGUAUCUGAAAAUGAAGACGAAGACGAUCCUAGUAGUAUCCUAAAAGAUGGUCUAGUGACGUCGGAUUGCGCAUCGGGAUAUUUGAUUCCAAAUACAAACUUCGGUAACCUAUUGCAGACAAAUGAAGCGCCUCUGACCGACAGUUUUAUUGCCACGGACGAAGAGCUGAAGCUGGGUGCUUCCUCGAAUGCUCGGAUAGAACAAAUCCUGUCGGAGACAAAUCAAAAGCUUACGGAUUCGGGACUUGGUACGGCUAAUCCAAGCGUGGAUCACUCUCCGGAAUUAGAAACGGAACGUCCGGUUACCAGUCGCAAUGUAUGUGAUUCUUCAGAAGAGGAAGAAGGAGAAGUAGACGAAUAUGAGGACGAUGAUGAAGAAGAAGAGGAUGAUGAAGAUAGUGAAGGUAUUGCUUGUGAUAACCAUCGAACGAAUCAACUAUCUAUGGACCCUGGUACUAGCGCUGGCGCAUCAAGGUCUUCUGGAAAGCAGCAUCGAAAUCAUAGACAACAUCAUCACCACAGACAUCGUAGGUCUGCCGAAAGCAACGGCUUGGCAACCACGGGUCGAAAAUACAACUCCAAACAUCAUAGGUCGAGUGGAUCGACGACAACUAGUUCGGUCGCCGUUACUAACAGUCAAGACACUUCGUCCAAGACAUUCUCAAGCUGUGAUACAUCACCGUCAUCUGGUCAUCAAAGCGAAUGCAGUAGCACUAGCAGCGCGAGUGGUGAAGCCUCGCAGGAGGUAGCGCUGGCCAUUCGGGCGGCAGGAAGGAUAAAAUUCAAGACCACCGAAAACCUACUGCACAGGUUGUUCGUAUGUAUAGCCGGGGUCGCUGAUCAACUACAGACCAACUUCGCUGCCGAUCUCCGGCAGAUGUUGAAGAGUGUCUUUAUUAUCAAUUCAUCACCACCGGAGCCAGAGGAACCUCCCGAGCCAGCCACAACAUCGAGUGAUAAACCGAAAGAGCCGGACCCAACGGAUCUGUUUGAGUUCCGUGCCAGCGAACAGGACGUCAUCACUCCCGGACAAAACAGCGGCGGUUCGAGUCAGAGCAUUUAUUCGGCCGAAGAAGUCAAUCCCGAGGAUCCACACGAUUCAGUUUUUGGGUCACCCGGCUCUUCUCCUGUCAGGGCUUCGUCUGCUCCACGGACGAUGAUGACUACUGCGGAGAGCGGAAGCGUUACAGUUAAUGUUUCUGUUUCGGUUGUAACCGGAGGUAGUUCUGGGUCCAGUAGGAGCUCUCAAGAGAGAAGUGUAAGUCUAAGCGAAACAUCGAUCGUGGUGGAAGGCAAUGGCGGAAGCACAGGGUCAAACCUACGAGAUAAUCACCGGAGACAUAGUGCAAUCGGGACGAAAGGAGAAUACGGCCGGAGUCGAUCGAGUCCAAGCAGUCCCAUCAAUGGACCAUUAUCUGAAGAACGACACAUGCCAGAAGCACCUCCGAGGUGGAUUCCCGACGGGGAUGCUCCACGGUGUAUGGCUUGCGCAUCUUCGUUUACGCCUUUUCGAAGGCGUCAUCACUGCCGAAAUUGCGGCGGAGUUUUCUGCGGUGUGUGUUCGAGCGCUUCGGCACCACUGCCCAAAUACGGACUGACCAAGGCAGUACGGGUUUGCCGAGAAUGCUAUGUUCGGGAGGUGGGAGUUUAAAACGAUAUAACCUGUAAUUCCUUUAGCUACCAACUGUUGAUUUUUGUGUGUGGUAUGUAGUAUAUUGUGAGGCAAAAAUUUCUGUUUUUACCAAAAUAAACCUGUCUGCUUUAGAAAAUAUUACUUUAUUUCAAUGUAUUGAGCAAAGUCAAAAAAGCUGUUGUUGACACGUUUCCUUUUAAUGACUAAACUAUCCUAUUCUUAAAAAUAGCCAAUUUUGUUCAACGGAAUGCCUGUUUCACCAUAUUAAAAGUGAUGAAUUGUACAGACAGGUAUUUACAUUCUUGCAAAUGCAAAACAUUAACAAUCUGAAAGAUGAUUGAUAAUUGUGUUCACAAAAAUAUUUCCAAAGUAUAUUUGCUACGAAACGAUAUAAGCAUGAAAUCGUAGACACAUCAAAAUUAGUGCAACAGUAGAACGUUGAUUAUCCGAAGACAAUUUCUCUGCUCAUUCACGAUCGAUGAGACUAACUCAGAUAGAGAGAGUCGCUUUUAUUCAGUUGUAUGAGAAAUGUCUAAAAAUGCAACUUACUCAGCGUUUUUAGACAUUUAUCAUACAACUAAGUAAAAGUGAAUUUCUCUCUGAGUUAGGUUUAUUGACCUGUAAUUUCUUGUUUCCAGAAUUAAGACCAACUGCAAUAUUCAGCAAAAUAAUAAAGUUUUGAUUAUUCGAUCGAUUAUUUUAAAAUAAACGUUUCUAGAAGUGUGCCUAUCGGAUAAUCAACGUUUAGCUGUAAUGCUGGUGAAUAGUUCCCUGGUUCUUGAAAGAAAUACAAAAAAAAAAUAAAAUAAACUGAUUAUGAUACAUUCCUUAUUAAAGUGUUAUUUUGCAUUACAAAUCGAUUGAUCAAAAAGACUCAAACUAUGGUUCGCAGCUCGCAAACAAGGUUCAACAAAAUCCAGUAUAAAUGAGAAACGCAUACUAUUUAAGUCCUGAAAACGGGGAACUUCUUGUUAUAUGAAAACAAACUAGCUUCAAUUCUUUCUUUUUUUGGUUAUGUUCCAUAGUUCAAGGCUUUCUUCAUACAUCUAGCAUAGUUAUCAUGUUAUGGUUUGAAUACAAAAAAAACGUAACGUGCUAUAUGACACGUGUUAAAUAAGCACAUUUUUGACGAAAAAAAAGAAGAAAAUCAUACUUUUUUAUAAAAAUAAAAUAAAAUUUAUAAUGUGAAAGCAUAUAAAAAUGCUAGAAAAAUAAACAUUGGAGUGAUAUCUUUUUUACGAAGAAAACAAAAAUCGAAAAAUAAUUUAACUAUAUUUCCGAGUGCAAGGUAUUAUAAUACUUUUGUGAAUAUAAUAAGCAUUGCUUAAUUCAACAAAGAAAACAUGGCUAUAUUGCGAUAAACUGACAAAACUAUAAAAAAAAAGAAGAAGAA
Messenger RNA from Ochlerotatus camptorhynchus, 5094 nucleotides. Its product is annotated as lateral signaling target protein 2 homolog. NCBI's taxonomy places the organism in Eukaryota, Metazoa, Arthropoda, Insecta, Diptera, Culicidae. Gene Ontology annotation, cellular component: early endosome membrane. The transcript has 4 exons. Gene Ontology annotation, molecular function: metal ion binding. The record is from RefSeq and is a predicted model, not a curated record. Bases 909 to 3719 code for a protein of 936 amino acids.